UUUCUAAAGAGUAGGCGGGCCUCGGGCUCGUCCAGUGGCUCUCGCGCAGGAAUGCGCCGGAGGUCUCCCAGCAGCUCCUGUACUUUCUAAAGAUGGACACCUGGAUGUGUUUGUAUAUGAUAGUGGGACUCCAGCUGUACGGGAGCUUCGCCUAUGAUGGGUCUGGAUACUGGCCAUACACUGAUGAUGAAGAUGUGCGAUACACAGGCGUGCCAUGGUGUGCCCCAGUGAAGAUCAAACACGGUCACGUCAGCUGCCAGUCACCACAUGGGGAACGUUAUAAGAAUGUUCUUGGAACUCGUUGUAAGAUCCACUGUAAGACAGGCUACGAGAUGCAUGGCAGCAGUGAGAUCCUCUGUAUGGCCAGCAAGCAGUGGUCAGGAAACUACGCCUGCAGAGAGGUCCGUUGUCCUAAACUGGCCAUGCCAUCUAAUGGAGGUUUUAAAUGUUCAGACGGGUCCUACUUCAACUCCCGCUGCCAGUUCUUCUGCUCGCCUGGAUACACGCUCCGUGGAGACAACAGCGCCACCUGCCAAAGCAGUAGAUCAUGGAGCGGUGGCAACAGUGUGUGCUUGGAUGUGGAUUCUCCAGUCAUUAAGUGCCCUAAUAUUAAGGAGAAGACAGCUGAACCUGGAAAACUCACCGCCAAAGUGACAUGGGACACACCAGAGGGAAAAGACACAGCGGACGGCAUCCUAACAGAUGUUGAACUGAAAGGAAAACCAACAGGCACGCACUUCCCAGAAGGAAAUCAUAAAUUAUCGUACACGGUUUUUGACCGGGCUGGAAACAAAGCGACAUGCAGGUUCAAUGUUCGAGUGAGAGUGCGUCGAUGUACUCCUCUCUCUGUCCCUGACAAUGGCUGGAUGAAAUGUGACAGUGGGGGUGAUAAUUAUGGGGCCACAUGUGAAUUCCGCUGUCUGGGGGGCUACGAGUUGAGGGGCAGCGCUGCCAGAGUGUGCCAGUUUAACAUGGAGUGGUCUGGCCUGGAGACUUCCUGUGCACCACUGAAUAUUAAUGUUGGUGUGCGGUCUGCUGCCGCACUACUGGAUCAGUUCUAUGAGAAACGGCGCCUUUUGGUAAUCUCUGCCCCCUCUGCAGCCAAUCACUACUACAGAUUCCAGAUGACUAAUUUACAGCAUGCACAGUGUGGUCUGGAUAUGAGGCAUGUGACAGUGAUCGAGUUGGUUGGGGUGUAUCCUGCUCAGAUUGGCCGCAUUAGACAUAGACUCAUCCCUCCAGGACUUGCUCUACAACUCAGGUUACUGCUGCAGCUGUCUCAGAACUCAUUUAACAUGGUGCUGUUGGACAAACAGGGUGUGGAUAAGCAACGCUACACUUUCCCAAUUACAGCAGCAGAGAUCUUCACCACCAUUGAUACAUUUCCUUUGCGCACUGAGGAGGCCAUGCUACAGAAAGAGGCUGGGCAUGGCUGCUAGACACACACACACACACACACACACACAGUUCCUUAUUCUUUUGUACUGGGUAUAAGGCUAACCAAACUACGCGAGUCUGGAUAGAGCUGCUAACUCUUAUAUUGAAAACACAUAUGCACAACACAUCUCUUAACACAAAUGCAUGAGUGAAUCUCUGUUGUUUGUCUUUUUUUAUUUGUCUCUAUUUAUGUCUGAGUGAAGUCCACUUUUCUAUAGAAGUACUACCAAUGCCUUCUUAAAGGGUUAGUUCACCCAGAAAUUCAAAUUUUCUCAUGAUUUACUUACCUUUAAGUGAAAUUUAUAUAAGCAGAUUUCAGCUCAGUUUGUCCAUACAAUGGGUGCCAACAGUCUGCUGGCUAUUUUACGGUCCAAAAUGCAUAUUUAGGCAGCAUAAAAGUAAUCCACAUGACUCCAGUUGAUCAAUUAAUGACUUCUGUAGCAAAUCGAUAAUUAAAAAGUCAAUUAUUUUCCUUUAAAUCGUUGCUUCCACUCAGCGCUGUAUUGCUGUUUCAAAUGAACUAACUCUCGCAUGACAUUCAUUCCUUUGUUGAAGUGAUGGAGAGUCGACUCCAAAAGAGUCGAUUCCUCGACUGUGACUUGUCCUAGAAUCGGAGUCGACUCUGAUACAGGAAAAGAUUCUUUUGUUCGACUCCGUAACUUUACGAACAGGGCAUUGUGAUUGGAACCAAUUAAAUCAUCUGCAGACAUCACCUCAUUCAUCAUGCGUGUUUGAGUGAGAGAUAAAGUGCAUGCUUUCAAAGAGAAAGGGUGUGAGAUUUUAAAACUUUCAGAAGCUUGUGUAGCAUUACAUAAAUGCAAGGGACAGUGGUUGGAGAAGUGGAUUCUCCUAGUUUGUCUUGUCAAUGUCUUGUGUUGGGAAUUGGAGUCAACUCCAAAAUACUUGGAACUCGAACACCCCUACUUUGUUGUUUACAAAGCAUUGCAUCCAACUUCUUGCAUGUACACACCAUAAUGCUUACAUCGCUGAAGUUUUAAUUAUAAAUGUAUUUUUUACACAAACUCAUCAAUUUGCUUCAGAAGACAUUGAUUGAUUGACUGGAGUCGUGUGGAUUACUUUUAUGUUGCCUAUAUAUGCCUUUUGGACAAAUGGCACCCGUUUACUUGCAUUUUAUGAACAAACAGAGCUGAAAUAGGCUUGUAAAAAUCUUCAUUUUGGUUCUGCUAAACUAACCCUUUAAUGUAAUAAAGGCCUUUUUAAUGAUUGACAAUUGAGAGUAUUGGACUCAGAUUUCUUAAAAUGCCUGUCAUAUUUAUCUUGGUUUUUAGCUUGGUCUGGUUUAUUAAAUAAAUAUGCAAAAAAAAUUCUUUCAAAAAUGUAUACUUGUACCUAUUUUAAAUACUUUGAUUUAUAGUCAUCAGGACAACAUUUGGGUAAUGUAGUGAUGCUUAUUUUUUUCUGGGCCUGUUAAUUUAUUCAAAAAGACAUUAAAAUGAUAUUCAUAGGCAGCAAUGUGAAUAAAGCUCUUCUAUUGUUUUU
Xyrauchen texanus (razorback sucker) is the source of this 2937-nucleotide messenger RNA. It is a transcript of the gene srpx, whose product is annotated as sushi-repeat containing protein X-linked. The transcript has 10 exons. Lineage: Eukaryota; Metazoa; Chordata; Actinopteri; Cypriniformes; Catostomidae. The coding region runs from base 93 to 1439 and encodes 448 amino acids. The record is from RefSeq and is a predicted model, not a curated record.